This is a messenger RNA of Candida albicans SC5314, 1458 nucleotides long. RefSeq lists its product as uncharacterized. NCBI's taxonomy places the organism in Eukaryota, Fungi, Ascomycota, Pichiomycetes, Serinales, Debaryomycetaceae. Gene Ontology annotation, biological process: pantothenate import across plasma membrane. Gene Ontology annotation, molecular function: pantothenate transmembrane transporter activity. Gene Ontology annotation, cellular component: plasma membrane. The record is from RefSeq and is a predicted model, not a curated record. The transcript has a single exon. The coding region runs from base 1 to 1458 and encodes 485 amino acids.
AUGAACAAGGCAUUGCAACCAUUAAGGACAUUGCGUCGAAUAGUGUGGGGUCAACCACCAGACAAUCCAGUUGCAAGAAGUUAUUUAUUCAAACUUGAUGCCUUUGUUCUUAGUUACGUUUGUUUAUUGUAUUGGGCAAAUUAUCUUGAUCGGGCAAAUUUGGCCAACGCCUAUGUAUCUGGGAUGCAAGAAGACUUACAAAUGAAGGGUAAUGAAUUAAACAUCAUUAACACUUGCUUUUACGUUGGGUACAUUGUUGCUAUGGUGCCCCAUAAUUUAAUCUUGCUCAAAGUUAGACCAAGAUACUGGAUCUCAAUCUGUGGGUUUUGCUGGGCAGUAUUGACAUUAUCCAUGUAUAAAGUUCACUCAUUCAAACAACUUUGUGUUAUCAGAUUCUUUGAAGCCAUGUUUAAGGCAGUAACUUUUGCUGGUACUCAUUUGAUUUUGGGUACUUAUUACGACGAAGAAUUAUUACCCAUGCGUACUGCUGUGUUUACGAGUUCUGGAUUGCUUGGGUCGUUGUUUUCUGGAGUACUUCAAGCAGCAAUUUAUAAAAAUAUGGAAGACUAUAAUGGAAUCCGUGGCUGGAGGUGGUUAUUUAUCAUAGACUUUUUAAUUACCAUCCCUAUUGUCAUUUUUGGAUUCUUCUGCUUCCCGGAUGAACCACAAAUUUCCAAACCAUUUUAUAUGACGAAUGAGGAACAUCAAUUAGCACUUGAAAAGAAACUAAGCUCCAAAGAUAAAGCUAAUAGCGAUUGGAAUUGGGUGUCGAUUUGUAAUCGAGUUUUCAGAAAUUGGCAUUGGUAUUUGUUUUCCUUCCUUUGGGUGUUAGGUGGUGAGAAUGAAUCAUUUGUGACAAACUCACUUAUGCCGUUGUGGUUAAAGUACUACAAUUACAGUGUUGAACAAAGAAACCAUUAUCCAAUGGGACAAUAUGCUGUUGGUGUAGUAGCCACUAUAAUCCUGGCAUUAUACAUUCAUGCUUUCGGCAAAGGGAGACAUCAUUGGCACAUGGGUAUAAUAAUUGGAAUAUUCACAACUAUUGCAGCAGCCGUAUUUGCUGCCAAGCCAAACAACACAGUUGCUGUUUUUGUUUCCCAAUAUUUGAGUGCUGUUUCGUUUGCUGGUCAAACCGUUUUCUUCAGUUGGGCUAAUAUUGUAUGUAUUAAUGAUUUGCAAGAGCGGGCCAUUGUUUUAGCAUCAAUGAAUAUGUUUAGUAAUGCAGUUAAUGCUUGGUGGUCAAUAUUGUUUUAUGGUGCCGAUACAGCCCCUGAGUUCAAAAAAGGUUGUUGGGCAUUGCUUGCAACCGCAAUCGCCAGUAUUGGUGUUGUUGUAGUGAUACAAGUGUUGCAAGCCAAAGAUAAGCACCAAUCACACAAUGACGAUGGUGGUGUAGUGGCAGUGGUUAUGGAUGGUGAGUCAGACGAGGUUGAGCUGGGUGGUCCCAUAAAAGUAUAA